Molecule: messenger RNA, 1128 nt
Organism: Anthostomella pinea
Lineage: Eukaryota; Fungi; Ascomycota; Sordariomycetes; Xylariales; Xylariaceae
Source: the annotation of a GenBank genome assembly
AUGGCUCCCUUUCCGACCGCUGUGCGGUCCACUCGAAAGCUCGCCUUCAACCUGAACCACGCACGCCACAUCUCCGACCUCACCGUCACCCGAACUGGAAAGCCCAUCCUCCGUGUCCAAGGUGGCAGAUCGUCACUGGGAGGACAUGUCGCGACGGUAUUUGGCGCAACCGGGCAGCUUGGAAGAUACAUUGUGAAUCGACUAGCACGUCAAGGAUGUCAAGUCGUCAUUCCCUACCGAGAGGAGAUGGCCAAGCGCCAUCUCAAGGUUACCGGCGACCUGGGUCGUGUUGCCUUUAUCGAAUACGAUCUACACAACACUGAGUCCAUCGAGGCCAGUGUCCGACAUUCCGACGUUGUGUACAACCUCGUUGGCCGGAACUACCCGACCAAGAACUUCAGCUUGGAGGACGUACACGUCGAGGGAACCGAGCGUAUCUGCGAGGCCGUUGCCAAGUACGAUGUCGACCGCUACAUCCACGUAUCCUCCUACAACGCCGACCCCAACUCCGAGUCAAGCUUCUUCGCUACCAAAGGACGAGGAGAGCAGGUUGCUCGAAGCAUCUUUCCCGAGACCACUAUCGUGAGACCGGCGCCCAUGUUCGGCUUCGAGGACAACCUCCUCAUCCGUUUGGCCAGCGCUACCAACCUCUUCACAUCGAACAACAUGCAAGAGAGAUACUGGCCAGUCCACUCCAUCGACGUUGGCCAUGCCCUCGAGCUCAUGCUCUACGAUGACAGCACGGCUGGACAGACAUACGAGCUCUACGGCCCCAAGAACUAUUCCACAGCCGAGAUCGCCGAGAUGGUAGAUCGUGAGAUUUACAAGAAGCGGCGACAUAUCAAUGUGCCCAAGGCCAUUCUGGGACCCAUUGCUACGCUAAUUAACCGCGCUCUCUGGUGGCCCAUCAUGUCUGCUGAGGAGAUCGACAAGGAGUUCAUUGACCAGACGAUUGACGAGACGGCCAAGACGUUUGCGGAUCUUGGGAUCAAGCCUGGAGAUAUCAGCAACUACACAUACCACUACCUGCAAGGAUUCCGUAGCUCGGCUUACUAUGAUCUUCCACCAGCAACGGAAAAGGAGAAGAGGGAAGACAGGAAAUACCUGCAUGUAACGGAUGAGUUAUAG